AUGUUCCACGCCAUUGACGAAAUGAUGCAGAGAUUCCAGGUUAAGUACAUUGAUGGAUGGAGACCAUCUUUCAUUUCUUUGACAGACCAACUGUUGAUGACAUUAAUGAAAAUAACUAUGAACACCCCUCUUUUGGACCUUGCAGAGAGAUUCAACACCAGUGCAUCAUCAGUUAAUAACAUUGUAACUUCUCAAAUUUGUGCUAUGCAUGAGGUUUUAUAUGAAGGACUCAUAGAGAGUCGCAUUCCAUCUCUACAAAAAUGCAAGGGAUCUAUGCCUACCAGUUUUGGCGAUUUUAGCUCAUGCAGAAUAGUACUCGAUGCCACUGAAAUCAACCAAGAUGUUCCUGGGAAUGACAUGAGAUUGCAGGCCAGCACAUACAGUGGCUACAAAAAUUCCAAUACUGUAAAAAGUGUUACAGGUGUUGCACCAAAUGGUGCCUUGGUGUUUAUUAGUAAAUUGUACCCAGGGAGCACAUCUGAUGUUGCAAUUGUAGAGCACAGCAAAAUUUUACAGCAAUUAGCGCCCGGUGACAUGAUAUUAGCAGAUAAAGGGUUUACUAUUCACAAGUUGUUGCCCCAAGGAGUACACCUUAAUAUUCCUCCCUUCCUUACAGCUAAAUCGCAGUACACCCCCAGUGAAGUUCAGCUUUGUAGAACAAGAGGCCCACAGGCCUUGACGGUCACCUGA
Messenger RNA from Magallana angulata, 690 nucleotides. RefSeq lists its product as uncharacterized. The coding region runs from base 1 to 690 and encodes 229 amino acids. The record is from RefSeq and is a predicted model, not a curated record. NCBI's taxonomy places the organism in Eukaryota, Metazoa, Mollusca, Bivalvia, Ostreida, Ostreidae. The transcript has a single exon.